This is a messenger RNA of Thunnus maccoyii (southern bluefin tuna), 403 nucleotides long. RefSeq names its product histone H4. Gene Ontology annotation, molecular function: DNA binding; structural constituent of chromatin; protein heterodimerization activity. Bases 46 to 357 code for a protein of 103 amino acids. Gene Ontology annotation, cellular component: nucleosome. Gene Ontology annotation, biological process: nucleosome assembly. The record is from RefSeq and is a predicted model, not a curated record. Lineage: Eukaryota; Metazoa; Chordata; Actinopteri; Scombriformes; Scombridae. The transcript has a single exon.
UCAAACAGACCAAACACUUGAGACGAAAAUACUCGACUAGUGAAAAUGAGCGGAAGAGGAAAAGGAGGAAAGGGACUCGGUAAAGGAGGCGCCAAGCGUCACCGUAAAGUCCUCCGUGAUAACAUCCAGGGAAUCACCAAACCGGCCAUCCGCCGUCUGGCUCGCCGUGGUGGAGUCAAGCGUAUCUCCGGUCUGAUCUACGAGGAGACCCGCGGAGUGUUGAAGGUCUUCCUGGAGAAUGUCAUCCGUGACGCCGUCACCUACACCGAGCACGCCAAGAGAAAGACCGUGACCGCCAUGGAUGUGGUUUAUGCUCUCAAGAGGCAGGGACGCACUCUGUACGGCUUCGGAGGUUAAACUCAUCCACAAUUACAACAAACCAAAGGUCCUUUUAAGGACCAAA